Molecule: messenger RNA, 3950 nt
Organism: Molossus molossus (Pallas's mastiff bat)
Lineage: Eukaryota; Metazoa; Chordata; Mammalia; Chiroptera; Molossidae
Gene: NINL
Product: ninein like
Exons: 22
Coding region: 179-3274 (1031 amino acids)
Biological process (GO): microtubule anchoring at centrosome
Cellular component (GO): centrosome
Molecular function (GO): calcium ion binding
Source: RefSeq, a predicted model, not a curated record
GUCCUCCCCUUGGUGUUUAGCCUACAGUCCCCAGCGCCCAGAGGCCGAGGGGACGGUGCCUGGUGGCCCAGGGGAGUGCAGCAUCUGGACCUUCAGACACAAAGAGCAGCUGGUGGACGCGGGGUGGGGGCCGCGCGGUUGGAGACUGUAGAUCCCCCACUGCCCAGCCUGCUAUGGGAUGGAUGAAGAAGAAGAGGACCACUAUGUUUCACAGCUCAGGGAAGUCUACAGCAGCUGUGACACCACAGGGACAGGCUUUCUGGACCAGGAGGAGCUGACCCAACUCUGUCUUAAGCUUCAUCUGGAAAAGCAACUUCCCAUCCUUCUGCAAACACUUCUUGGAAAUGAGCACUUUGCCAGGGUUAAUUUUGAGGACUUUAAGGAGGGCUUUGUGGCAGUGUUAUCAUCAAAUUCUGGUGUUGGCUCCUUGGAUGAAGACAGUAGUUCUUUGGAAUCAGCUGCUUCCUAUGCUGUCCCACCAAAGUAUGUGAGUGGCGCUAAGUGGUAUGGUCGUAGGAGUCGACCUGAGCUGUGCGACUCUGCAGUGAAAACCAAAUGUUUACCAGAACAGCAAGCCAAGGCCACUGUGAGAAGCCAGAUCCGACACUCUUCAUCUCUGGAAAGUGUGGAGAGUCUCAAGUCAGAUGAAGAAACUGAAAGUGCUAAAGGAUCUCAGAAUGAAUUAUUUGAAGCAAAAGGCCAGCUGCCAACCUGGGGUUCCGAGCUCUUUGGGAAUUCCCAGAAGUCUCGCAGCCCCUUCUUUGACACCCCUAGAAGCCAGGUCCAGGGCAUCUGGGAGGAACUGGGUGUUGGCAGCAGUGGUCAUCUCAAUGAGCAGGAGCUGGCUGUGGUCUGCCAGAGCAUUGGGCUCCAAGGACUCAAGAAAGAGGAACUAGAAGACCUGUUUAACAAACUGGAUCAAGACCGGGAUGGCAGAGUGAGUCUUGAGGAAUUCCAGCUUGGCCUGUUCAAUCAUGGGCCCACUUCACUUCUGGAAUUUUCCACUCCUGUCAAAAUUAGCAGGUCCUGGACUCAUUACCAGGUCCUGGAAGAAGGUGGCUGCGACACCACCACAUCAUCUCUCGUGUCCAUGUGCUCAGGCCCACCACGCCUUUUCUGCAGCAUUGACAAUGGCACCGGCUUUGCCUUUCCUGAGCAGCUCAUUGCCCUGUGGGCCCAGGAGGGGAUUCAUAAUGGCAGGGAGGUCUUGCAGAGCCUCGGCUUCAGUGUGGAUGAGAAGGUGAACCUUUUGGAACUGACCUGGGCCCUUGAGAACGAGCUCAUGAUGAUCCAUGGUGCCACUCAGCAGGCGGCUUUGUCCUGCUACCGCCAGGAACUGAAGUUCUUCCAGGGACAAGUAGAACAGAUGGCAAGGGAACGAGACAAGGCAAGGCAAGAUCUAGAGAAAGCUGAGAAGAGGAACCUGGAGUUUGUGAAAGAGAUGGAUGACUGCCACUCUGCCCUGGAGCAUCUUACAGAGAAGAAGAUCAAACACCUGGAGCAGGAAUACAGAGAAAGGCUGACUCUCCUUCGGUCUGAGGUGGAGAUGGAGCAUGAGCUAUUCUGGGAACAGGCCUACAGGCAGAGGGUCAUGCUGGAGAAGGACCUGGAAUGCAUGCAGGCUGAGGAGUCCAGCCUCCGAGAGAAGCUGACCCUGGCUCUGAAGGAAAACAGUCGAUUACAGAAGGAGAUUGUUGAAGUUGUGGAAAAACUUUCGGAAUCAGAGAAGCUGGUCCUGAAACUGCAGAAUGACCUGGAAUUUGUGUUAAAAGACAAGCUGGAGCCACAGAACACAGAACUCUUGGCCAAGGAGGAGCAGUUCAAGGAGGUCCUGAAGGAGUACGAGCUCAAAUGCAGGGACCUGCAGGACCGCAAUGAUGAGCUACAGGCUGCAGUGGAGGGUCUGCAGGCACAGUUGCCUCAGAAUUGGCGUGGCCAGCCCCAUGUACAGCCAAAUGGACCGCUGCUCCCUAUACAUGGCCGAGCAGGCACCAUCCCCUUCCUUGGCGAUUCCACUCCAGUGAGUAUAGAAAUGGAGAUAAUGAUGGAGCAGGUGAAAGAACAUUACCAAGACCUCAAGAUCCAGAUGGAGACCAAGGUAACUUACUAUGAAAGAGAAAUUGAGAUGAUGAAAAAGGACUUUGCAAAGAAGAGAAAGGAAAUUGAGAAGGCUUUCAAACUUGAGGUCAGUGUGCUGGAGGAUCAGAAAGCCAACCUGGAGACACUCCGCAUGAAAUCUCAAGAGAUCAUCCAAGGCCUGCAAGACCAGCUCCAGAGUGCAACACAUGGCCCUGAGCUAAAGAGGGUGGAGAUGGAGCAGUGCUACACUCAGGCACUGUCUGGCCUGGCUCAGCGACUGGCCCAGGAGAAGGAUCAACUGGAGGAGAAGCUGCACCAGAGGCAUCAGCAUGAGCUACAGCAGUUCAGAAUUGAGUUGAAUAGUCUUUCUGAAGAAAACAUGGUGUUGAAAAAUGAGCUGGAGAGGAUUCAGCAAGAGCUCGAAUCUAAAGAAAGGACAAAUGAUGCACAGAGGAAGGAAAUUGAGAUUUUAAAGAGAGACAAGGAAAAAGCCUGCUCUGAAAUGGAAGAGCUCAACAAACAGAGUCAGAAAUGCAAGUAUGAAUUGUUUCAGCUCAACCACAGGGUCCUUCAGCUGGGAGAGGAGGCCUCUACCCAACAGGCCCAAAUUAAGAAAAACUGCAUCACCAUUCAGUUGUUAACACACAGAUUAGAGGAGGCUGUACACUUCAGGGAGUUGCAGAUGCAUGGAGCCAACCUAAGACUGAGAGUUUACUCUUCUGGCCAGCAUUUGGAGGACAUCCACCAGCUACAGGACCAAACAGAGCAGAGCAUGUCUCUGGGCCACAUGGCUGAGCUGCAGCAGCUGGGAUGGGAGCAGUGGGCAGCUCAGCAGCUCCGCAUGGAGUGCAGCCUCCAGGAGGAAGGGAGGCAACUGGAAGCACAGUGGGAAGAACAUAAAAAACAGCUUAAAGACACAGAAGAGCAGGUAGAAGAGGUGAAAAUGAUUUUGAAGAACAUGGAAAUGCUCUUACAAGAAAAAGUGGGUGAGCUGGGAGAGCAGUUUAAGAAGAACACAAAAUCUGAUUUGCUGCUCAAGGAGCUCUACGUAGAAAAUGCUCACCUGAUGAAAGCACUUCAGGUCACUGAAGAGAAGCAACGAGGGGCUGAGAAAAAAAACCAAAUCUUGGAAGAAAAGGUUAGAGCUCUCAACAAACUAAUCAGUAAGAUGACUUCAGCAUCUUUCUCUGUAUAGACUGUUUUCCUGAAAUUCAUUGUGAAAGAACAUAUUUUAAAUUAAGCCACUGUGAUGCCAUAAUUUUCUAUGGCCAUAUAUCCCUGGACAUAUGACCCAGAUACUGAGGAAAAGACAUGUUGGAAAAGCUACAUUUUUAUUGGCAGUCUGGGAUAAUUUCCUGGUAAAAAUUCCCAACUGUUACUGGUGAAACAGAUUAUGGGGUCUCUCAGCAAAGAAUGACUAAAAGAAAAUGGUAAAGUAAAAUAAUUUCAAUGUUGUGCUUUUGACUUUAGCUGUGGAGAUUAAAAUGCAAAACUAGGGAUCUGUAUAGUUCUGCCAUUCCACUGUUACUGCUUUGGGUUUAAAUCAUUAGUAUUCUCAAUGCUGGGUCUAUACAAAUAUUCCAGAAAGGCUUCACUCCCUAUGACUGUCACCCAGUGUUAUCAAGGACAAAGGAGGAGAAGCCCAUUUUAAGGGACUGCUGCAUCAUGGGAAGAUGUUUAGACAAUGCUUAUUUUAUGUCUGUGCUCAGGGAUAAUGGUAUUUAUUGCAAAUUUAAUCUUAACCUCCUUGAAAUGUCAUCACACUGGAAAUUGUAUUAUAUUGUUUAAAAAAGUAUAGUUUUAUAUCCAAAGUACACAAAUUAUGGUCAUUUAGUUUAUCAGAAUAAACUACUGAAAUGAAGUCACUACAA